Messenger RNA from Racocetra persica, 984 nucleotides. Lineage: Eukaryota; Fungi; Glomeromycota; Glomeromycetes; Diversisporales; Gigasporaceae. The record is from the annotation of a GenBank genome assembly.
AUGGACUAUAUGCACGAAAUUGUUGUUCAAAGUGAAGAUAAUAUUUUACAACCUGGUUUUAUUUGCACAAGUGGGAAUAGUAGUAGUGGUAUACAAACUUCGUUAUCAACUGCUAUUACUAUUGAUGUUUAUUUUAUUCCAAUAUUUCUUACUCUUGAUACUAUUUCAAUAGUAAUUUCAUAUAUAGGAGAUAAUACGUUUAAUGGUUUUGUCUCUUCUUUAAUUACUAAAAAAGAAAAAAAUAGUGAUAGGUAUUUAGUACAGCAGCAAAUUAUCAAUAAUAAAUUUAUUCUUGAUUUUUACAAAGAAACGGGUUUAGAAUUUCAUUAUGAAGAUGAAAGUGUAUUAGAAGUUUGGAAAAAAGCUAAAAUUUUAGCCAAAUAUGAUAGGAUAGCUCUUUUUGGGCACUUGCAUUCAUCUGUUAUACAAGAACGAUCGAUUAAAUCUAUAGUUAUGUGUUCUUCACAACAUUGGCUUUCAAUUGAAAAGCUUGAUGCAGUUUUUGAUAGACAUAUAAAAUCACGAAAACUUAAUAUAAGUAGUAUAUUAGAAUGGCAUAGUUUAUUUUUUAAUUGGUUAAAAGAGGGACAUUCAAUUAUUCGAUUAGACAAAGCAUUACAAUCAGUAUAUUUACCAACAUAUCAAUUACAGAAUAAAAAUAUUCCUCGAAAACAUACACAGUUGUAUGGACCUGGAGAUGCACCCAUUAAUGUACCUAAAAAAAUAGUCAAAAAAAUGUCAGAUGUAAGAGAAAAAGAAUUCGAAUUAUUUUUUGCAGAUAAAUCUAAUGUAACCAUGGGUUCAUACCAAGUAGACAAAGCAACAAUUGCAUCUCAUAUUAAAUAUCGUGAAAACCUUGGAGAACUUUGCCAAAUAUAUAGCCAAUACGGAUUUAAAGUAUUUGAAGAUUUAAUUGCUAUAAUUAGAAAAUCUACUUUUAAUACAAGUCAACAAUUUAAAAAGAUACUUAAAAUGAGAAUUUGA